UGUGUACACACUGUUGUCGGGUUGUCAGGUCAGUCUACGAAUUGCAGCGAAUUCGCUCAUUUGAAAAAAAUAAAACAUGGCUGGAAGAGGUGGUUAUGAACACGCUAGGGGGGGAUUUGGCGGUGAACGCCAGAUGAAGGUACUACCAACGGAACCGCCCUUUAUCGCCUUUGUGGGCAACCUGCCCCAGGGCCUCGUCCAGGGAGAUGUGAUGAAAAUAUUUCAAGACUUUGAGGUGAAGAACGUGAGGCUGGUGAAGGAUCGGGAAACGGACAUGUUCAAAGGCUUCUGCUACGUUGAAUUCGAAACGCUGGAGAAUCUGGAGCGGGCCCUCGAGUUCGAUGGACGCAUCAAACUGGACGAUCUGUCGGCGCCGCUGCGCAUCGAUAUAGCUGACCGUAGGAAAAAUGAUCGGCCCGGUGGCGGUGUUGGCGGUGGCAAUGGAGGCAUGACCCGUGAUGGUGGAAGAGACGGUUUCCAGAAGCGCGGACCGCCCCGACAGGGCGGUACCAGCCAAUCCUAUAGCCGGGGCGGUCCCGGAACUGGCGGCAACGGCGGCGGUGGUCGCGAGGGUGGCGGCGGCUCUGGUAAUCGCGCCGACAGUAGAGGUUCGUACAAUGAUAAUUAUGGUGGUCACAGUGAUAGAAGUCGAGGCGGCGGCGGCGCAGGCUCCGGCUCCGGCAGUGGCAUGAAUAGAGGAUACAAUGAUCGACCGGCGAAUCGUGGUCGGUACGGAAACUUCAACAAUGAUGAUCGGUUCGAUCGGAAUCAGGACCGUGACCGGGGGCAGCGAGAGGGCAGUUAUGGCAAUCAGUCGCGCGACAACGACCGCUACAACAACUUCAGCCGGCACCGUGACCGCGAGCGUACCCACUACAAUCCCAACCAGCAGAGUGAACGUCCUAGCGGCGGCCUUGGUGGAGGCGGCGGCGGCCUUGGUGGCAGUGGCGGUCUUGGAGGCAGCGGCAACCUCGGUGGUGGUGGUGGUGGCGGCGGUGGUGCAUCGAUUGGAGCCAUUGACGACACGGAGAGGCCACGUCUGCAGCUGAAGCCACGUACGAUUGCUGCCCCAAUCAAUGCGGUGGCCGAAACCAAGCAGUCGGCAUCCAUUUUCGGCAAUGCCAAGCCGCGCGAGGAGAAAUUGAAGGAGCUGGAGCAGAAUGUCUCUCACAAUGGCGACAUCUAAAGUGCAGGGAAUCGAUCCGCAAUAAAGCCUGAUAUGAUAUUUUGCUGGUGAGAGUGAGACAGAUAGAGCGAGAGACGGAGGGAGGGAGAGCGACAGAUGAGCGACAGCGUUGAAGGGAAGGAUGAUCAGCAGCAUCAGCAGCAGCAGCAGCAAGCAGCAGGAAGCAGCAUGCCGUAUAUAAAAACAUACUUUAAUUAAUAAUUCUACGCUACAUACCUAUUAUACACAACACGUUAUGUACUAAAUUGCAAGAAGAUGGAGAAACGAUGGUGAGCGGAGCGGAGCUAACUUAACUACAAACGAAAUGAAACAAGGAAACAACAGAGAUGAGUACAGCAGAAGCGGAAGCAGAAGUGACAGCAACCAGGAACCCAUAAACCUAAAUUUUUUCUAAUGCAUGCAGCAGCAACAAGAUCAGCAUGCUGCAACGUCUAUAAAUGUUAGUCUUAAGCUAUGUUUAGUCCCGUGCAUGUGGCGGGUGUGUGUGUGUAUGUACAGCAUGUGUGCAGUAUAUAUAUUUACUUGACGCACCACGCCAUGUGCGCGCUUCUAUUUGUUAGUUAAGUAAUGCAUAUAUAAACAAAACCAACAACAAGGACAACCAAUAACAAAAAAGAAACCCAAGAAAAAAAAGGUAAAAAACGCUGUACCAUUAAGGCAUAAAAACAGUAAACGAAAACCAGAAACAAAAGAAAAAAAAAACAAAACAAAACAAAGCAAAAAGAAAAGCAAAAAAAAAACUCGAAAAACAAAACCAAACAAAAACCCUUUUAUGACAAAACGUUCAGCGUAGCGCAGGCAGGCAAUUUAUAUACAAUUUAUAUGGCAAAA
Molecule: messenger RNA, 2017 nt
Organism: Drosophila guanche
Lineage: Eukaryota; Metazoa; Arthropoda; Insecta; Diptera; Drosophilidae
Gene: eIF4H1
Product: eukaryotic translation initiation factor 4H
Exons: 5
Coding region: 77-1186 (369 amino acids)
Molecular function (GO): RNA binding
Source: RefSeq, a predicted model, not a curated record